AUGCCCGAAAUGCAACAGAAUCGCGAUAACCGGGCUUCGCUGCUGGCCUCUGUCACCGCUGCGGCUACCAACCCAGAUCCGCACCAGCCUUCCUCACUUCCACCCUGGGUUCACAUAAACACAAGCAAUAGCACUAGAGACAUCCCAAACGCUUCAGUACUCCCGCUCGUAACCCCUGAGAACACGCACCAAACUCUUCACACGCACACGGGCAAAAGGGGACCGGGACGGAAAUGGGACUCGCUACGGACAGCAGAGCCCGCCCUUUUGUCGGCAGACAUCCACACUCACCAAGAACGAUGGCGCGACUUCAUGGAGUCUGGUCCAAAUGCCGUGGAACAACAACGCCAAGCACGAGUCGUGAGCCAAGCCUGGAUGGACGAGAAUAUGCCCUACCUGAACCCCGGCUGGAAGGAAGAGGACGAGUGGGUGGUGGACGGCUUACAUGGUGCGGGAGCCGGCGGGAAAGGUUUCAGCGGCCUUAUGUACGGCGGAAAGUGGCUCAUCAGUCCCGAGAGGCAGGAGAAGACGAUCCGAUUAUUCUGGCGGCUGCUACUCAAGAACCCCUUCGUACCACUCGCGUUUCGCCUUACAAUCUUGGCGUUUAGUGCGGCUGCGCUCGGGGUGGCGGCCACAAUAUACGUGUCCGUUUUGCGGGUUAACAACGAUAAUGACCCGAGCAAUCAGUGUGCGACGAGGGCGAGCACGUAUAUGGCUAUCUGUGUUGGCAGUGUGGCGAUUCCUUACUUGUGUUAUGUGACCUGGGAUGAGUAUAUGACUUUCGCCGCAUCAAAUAUCUCCCUCGCCUUCGACGCGCUGUUCGAUCAUCGCUGGGCCUGCUAUGACGAACAGUAUGCCAUCAUAGGAGAUAGCAUCAACUACAAGGUCCCGAGCACUUGUCCUAAUAACCCUGACAUCUGCAGGAGACAAGUCACGCUGGCCGCUAUCCUGCUUAUCUCUCUUUUGGCCUGGCUCAUCACGUUCAGUCUCUCCGUCAUGCGGGUAGUGGAGAAAUUGCGUCCGGAUUAG
Messenger RNA from Recurvomyces mirabilis, 1029 nucleotides. RefSeq lists its product as uncharacterized. The record is from RefSeq and is a predicted model, not a curated record. Gene Ontology annotation, biological process: positive regulation of catalytic activity. The transcript has 3 exons. Gene Ontology annotation, cellular component: fungal-type vacuole; cell periphery. Bases 1 to 1029 code for a protein of 342 amino acids. NCBI's taxonomy places the organism in Eukaryota, Fungi, Ascomycota, Dothideomycetes, Mycosphaerellales, Teratosphaeriaceae.